Frankliniella occidentalis (western flower thrips) is the source of this 1465-nucleotide messenger RNA. Its product is annotated as proton-coupled amino acid transporter-like protein pathetic. Gene Ontology annotation, cellular component: vacuolar membrane. The record is from RefSeq and is a predicted model, not a curated record. Gene Ontology annotation, biological process: amino acid transmembrane transport. NCBI's taxonomy places the organism in Eukaryota, Metazoa, Arthropoda, Insecta, Thysanoptera, Thripidae. Gene Ontology annotation, molecular function: amino acid transmembrane transporter activity.
UUUCGCGCGUCUCGAUAAACGGCCCGCUGAACACGACGAGUGAGGUGCUCCCGCACCAGCACGCCGCGCUACCUUGUCACCUCGCCGCUCCGCACUCGCGCCCCGCCGAGCUCGUCAGUCAGUCGUUGACUCGGCAGCGUACCGCGCGGGAGUGCAUGCCAACCCGGGUGUCGAGAGCGUCUCAGACAAGAUGAAGAAAAAAGUGCAUGAUGGCAAAGAUGGCUUCGAGCCCUCGGCAACACUCGAAAUACCGCCACUACAAUCUUCUAAGAUCAAUCUCGUGUACCCUGCACCAGAGGAUGAGUUAUACGACCCAUUUAGCCAGCGGCCUCAGACACUUCAAUACUCGGACUUCGGCGCGUGGGCGCACAUGGUCAAGGGUGGCAUGGGCACCGGGAUCAUGGCCAUGCCGAUGGCCUUCAAGUACGGCGGCUUCGUCCUGGGGCUGAUCGGCACCCCGGUGGUCGGGCUGGUGGCCGUGCACUGCGUCUGCCUGCUGGUGGCCACGGCGCAGCACCUGUACGUGCGCGCGCGCGUCCCGUCCAUGACCAUGCCCGAGGUGGCCUACUACUCCUUCAAGUGCGGGCCGUCGUACCUGCGCCGAUACGCGGUCUACGCCAGGAUCUUCGUGCAGCUGGUCCUCUUCCUCACGUACUUUUUCACCAUCAUCUCGUACAGCAUCUUCAUCGGGGCGGCGCUUCAGCAGCUGGUGGAGCAGUGGACGGGUGAUUCGGUGCUGGACGGACGCGUUUACAUCGCCAUCCUCGCCUUGCCGCUCAUACCGCUCGGCCAGGUGCGACAAAUGCGACAGCUGGUGCCGUGCUCGGUGCUGGCCAACGCGUGCAUCGUGGUGGGCUUCGCCAUCACCCUGUACUACCUGCUGGACGAGCAGCCCGGCCUGAGCCGCGUCAGCAUGGCGCCCACCCUCAUCGGGGUGCCCAUCUUCUUCAGCACGGCCAUCUACUCCAUGGAGGGCAUCGGCACGGUCAUGCCCGUCGAGAACACGAUGCGCAACCCCGGGCGCCUCGGCGGCUGGAACGGCAUCGCCUCGCGGGCCAUGGCCUUCGUCGUGGCCAUCUUCACGACCAUCGGCGCCCUGGGCUACCUCAAGUUCGGGGAGGCCGUCCUGGGAAGCAUUACACUCAAUCUAGAUUCCGACCUAAUCCCCGCGCAGGUCGUGAAGGCCCUGCUGGCGGCCGCCAUCACCCUCACCCACCCGCUGCAGUUCUACGUCGUGUUCGAGCUGGUCGUUCCCAUCAUCGAGUCCCGCGUGUCCACGCCCAGCCUGCGGAACUGGGCGCAGAUCGGCAUGCGCAUGACCCUGGUGACGCUGUCGCUGCUCGUCGCCAUCGCCGUGCCGAACCUCGAGCUCGUGAUCGCGCUCAUGGGCGCCGUGCUCUUCUCCAGCCUGGGACUGCUCAUCCCCGCCGGCGUCCACCUGGUGUCCGAGCUCGCGCGAUGGGAG